AUGUUUAAUGAAUGUAUGAGGUGUAUCGUGGAUAUUGAUACAAACAGCACAGACACAUCGCGCGACCGUCGACGACAGCCAGACGCCUAUAAAGGCGCUAAGCGCGAGAGUCACCCAUCGUGCGAUGCCAGAGCGACAGCUCAAAACCCACGUAAGGAACUACGGCACGGAGAUGGGACGCGUGCAAGAGUUACGCGAACAGGACAGAAACAGCUAGGAGAUUGGACGCGUGCAAGAGCGACGCGAACAGGACAGAAACAGCAAGGAGAUUGGACGCGUGAAAGAGUGACGCGAACGUGGCAGACACAGCAAGGAGAUGUGCUGAUGGGUCGAAUAUCAGGCACCCAUACAGGCGCUAAGUGCGAGAGUCGCCCAACAUGCCAUGCCAGAGCGACAGCUCAAAACUCCCGUAAGGAGCUACGGCAAGGAGAUGGGACGCGUGUAAGAGUGACGCGAACAGGACAGGAAAAGAAAGGAGAUGGGAUGCGUGCAAGAGUGACGCGAAUGGGACAGACACAGCAAGGAGAGGUGAUGCGUCGAAUAGUGAUACGAACCGAACAGAUUCAUCGCACGACCGUCGACGACAGCCAGGCACCCAUACAGGCGCUAAGUGCGAGAGUCGCCCAACAUGCCAUGCCAGAGCGACAGCUCAAAACUCCCGUAAGGAGCUACGGCAAGGAGAUGGGACGCGUGACAGGAAAAGAAAGGAGAUGGGAUGCGUGCAAGAGUGACGCGAAUGGGACAGACACAGCAAGGAGAGGUGAUGCGUCGAAUAGUGAUACGAACCGAACAGAUUCAUCGCACGACCGUCGACGACAGCCAGGCACCCAUACAGGCGCUAAGUGCGAGAGUCGCCCAACAUGCCAUGCCAGAGCGACAGCUCAAAACUCCCGUAAGGAGCUACGGCAAAAAGAUGGGACGCGUGUAAGAGUGACGCGAACAGGACAGGAAAAGAAAGGAGAUGGGAUGCGUGCAAGAGUGACGCGAAUGGGACAGACACAGCAAGGAGAGGUGAUGCGUCGAAUAGUGAUACGAACCGAACAGAUUCAUCGCACGACCGUCGACGACAGCCAGGCACCCAUAAAGGCGCUAAGUGCGAGAGUCGCCCAUCAUGCCAUGCCAGAGCGACAGCUCAAAACUCCCGUAAGGAGCUACGGCGAGGAGAUGGGACGCGUGCAAGAGUGA
Molecule: messenger RNA, 1185 nt
Organism: Suillus plorans
Lineage: Eukaryota; Fungi; Basidiomycota; Agaricomycetes; Boletales; Suillaceae
Exons: 4
Coding region: 1-1185 (394 amino acids)
Source: RefSeq, a predicted model, not a curated record